Messenger RNA from Closterium sp. NIES-65, 747 nucleotides. Lineage: Eukaryota; Viridiplantae; Streptophyta; Zygnematophyceae; Desmidiales; Closteriaceae. The record is from the annotation of a GenBank genome assembly.
AUGGUGUGUCCCAGGCGGGAGCCAGUCUCUUCACAGGAGCUGCGCGAGUGGUUUGCCCGCCGCUGGAGCCGUGCUGCUGGAGCUGGAGGUACUACUGUUGCUGCUAGUCCCGGAGGUGCUCGUCCUUGCGGUCCUGGAGCUACUGGGCCUGGGGGUGCUGGAGUUGGUCCUGCUGGAGCUGCUGGCGGUGCUGGUGCUGCAGGAGCUGGAGCUGCUGAGGGUGUUGGCGCUGGUGUUUCUGCUGGCCCGAGUGCGUCUGGGGGUGCUGGAGUUGGCGCUAUUGGAGCUGGGGGUGCUGCUGGCGCUGGUGCUGCCGCUGGGGGUACUGGUGCUGUCCUUGCUGGUUCUGGAGGCGCUGCAUGGCCGAGGCCGUACUUCGUUCCGCUCCUGGAGCACGUUCUUGGUCUCCUGCCCUCUACUGGUCCUGCUCCUCCCUUAGAGUGUCCACUAGCUGUCCAGUCGCAGUCACAGGUACAGCCCGCCUCCCCCCUACCUGCUCCUUCUCCCUACAGUGGUCCUACUGGAGGUCUUGCUGAGCGUCGUGAGCCUUCGUCUCGUCCUGCGUCGCCUGUUCGUGCUGCUCGCACUAGUGGUCGUACUGCGCGUCCGCGUCCUUCUGCGGUCCCAGGCACACACCAGAUGGCGCUGCGUCCUUCCACUGCUCCUCUGCGUGUCCCGUUGCCGUCUCCUCCAGAGUCCUCUCUUCCUACUCUUGCUGACCCGGAUCCACUGCUGCGUCUGCCCUAG